Molecule: messenger RNA, 1023 nt
Organism: Triticum aestivum (bread wheat)
Lineage: Eukaryota; Viridiplantae; Streptophyta; Magnoliopsida; Poales; Poaceae
Product: AAA-ATPase At3g28510-like
Exons: 1
Coding region: 1-1023 (340 amino acids)
Molecular function (GO): ATP binding; ATP hydrolysis activity
Source: RefSeq, a predicted model, not a curated record
AUGCAUGUUGCAUGCAGCUCGUCGCCCAGGGAGGUGUGGAGCUACAUCGACUUCAACCACCCAACCACCUUCCAAACCCUAGCCAUGGACCCCGCCAAGAAGCAGAUGAUCAUGGACGACCUCGAUGACUUCCGCAACAGCAAGGACUACUACCGCCGAAUUGGCAAGGCGUGGAAGCGGGGCUACCUUCUAUACGGCCCUCCCGGCACCGGCAAGUCCACCAUGAUUGCCGCCAUGGCCAACUACCUCAACUACGACAUCUACGACAUCGAGCUCACCACCCUAAGCACCAAUAGUGACCUCCGUAAGCUCUUCAUCGAGAUCACCGGCAAGUCGAUUAUCGUCAUCGAGGACAUCGACUGCUCCCUCGACCUCACCGGUAAUCGUGCCAGAAAAGGUCGACGGCGAGGACCACAAGCAGACGAUGCCCAUGAUUAUGCCGAUCCUAAUAGGCUGACUUUGUCUGGCCUACUCAAUUUCAUUGAUGGCCUUUGGUCGGCGCAUAGCGGUGAGAGGAUCAUCGUGUUCACCACAAACUAUGUCGGCGAGCUUGACCCUGCAUUGAUCCGCAGGGGACGGAUGGACAUGCACAUGGAGAUGUCGUACCUAAAGUUUGAGGCGUUCAAGACGCUGGCCAUGAACUACCUCCAAAUGGAAGCACACCCGCUAUUCGACACCAUCAAGGAGCUGUUGGACGAGGUGGAGAUUGCCCCAGCAGAUGUCGCCGAGUGUCUGAUGGUGUCGAGACGCACAGACCGUGAUGCACAGGCUUGCCUGGACCGCUUGAUUGGUGAGCUCAAGAUGAAGAAAGAGGAAACCAAGGACAUAAACAAUAAGAAGGUCAAGACCAAUAAGCAUAGAAAGAAGGCAAAGACCAAAGCCAAUGCAAAGAGGAAGGCUGAAGCCGAGAAAGAAAAGGUCGAAAAGGCAGCAUCCGAGGACGAUAACAAGAAGACCAAUGACAACACGGAGAAGAAGGCCACAGACGUAGAGGAGGAGAAGAAGGUCAUCCAGGAAGAUUAA